This is a messenger RNA of Closterium sp. Naga37s-1, 1005 nucleotides long. NCBI's taxonomy places the organism in Eukaryota, Viridiplantae, Streptophyta, Zygnematophyceae, Desmidiales, Closteriaceae. The record is from the annotation of a GenBank genome assembly.
AUGGGCUCCAUCCCUUUACCCCUCAUUGGGGCACCCAUUGCCCCCUCUUUCGUCCCCAACCCCAUCUACCCUCCUUCCCUCUGCCCUCCCCCCUUCUCCCCCAGAUCGCUGCCCUACAACAUCAUCAGGGGAUCCAUUGCUGGCGUCACCAAACUGCCCAACCUGCGAUUCCUCUCCUGCCUGCCUCACCGUUCCUCCCCAUUUGUCUCCCAUUCCUCCCCAUUUAUCUCCCAUUCCUCCCCAUUUGUCUCCCAUUCCUCCCCAUUUGUCUCCCAUUCCUCCCCAUUUGUCUCCUUGUCUCCCAUUCCUCCCCAUUUGUCUCCUUGUCUCCCAUUCCUCCCUAUUUCCCCAUGCCUCCCGUCCCCCAGGGACCUGAGCCAAAACAUAAAGCUCGGCAAGCUACCUGGGUCUCUCACAGCCAUGACAGCACGCAAGCACCUGUACGUGCACCCCUCUUCUCUAUGCCUGUACGCCCUCCCUUUUCACUCACACACCCGUAUGCCCACCCCUCUCUCACGCGUGUACGUCCAAUCUGCACCGCACCCCCAACUUGUGACAUGGCCUGAGCAAAACUUCUACACGGGUGAAGUGCCUCCGUCCUUUGGAGGCCUCGUGAAAGGAGGAUUGAUGCGCCUCACCAACAAACCUCUUCUUCUCUCCUCUCCCUUCCUCUCCCCUCUUCUCCCUUCCUCUCCCCUCCUCUCCCUUCCUCUCCCCUCUUCUCCCUUCCUCAUCCCUCCUAGUGGCUUAAGCAACAACUUCUACACAGGAGAAGUGCCACCAACCUUCGGAGGUCUUUCCAAACUCGCCUACCUAUACUUCACUCUCUUUCCCUCUCUCCCUCCUCACACCCACAGGGACCUCUCUGGUUCUCGCGAGGAGGAGGAGGGAAACGACCUGGGGAGCCCUCUGCCUUCGCAGCUCACGAAUCUCAAGGCACUCAAAUCCUUGUCAGUGCUUUCUCCUGCCGCUGCCAUUGCUACUGCGUUCCCUUUCAUGCCUUAG